AUGGAUGACCUCUUCGAUGGCGCUGUCGGUAUUGAUCUCGGUACCACAUACUCAUGUGUUGGUGUCUGGCAGAACGACCGAGUAGAGAUCAUCGCCAACGACCAGGGUAACCGGACGACACCGUCCUAUGUCGCCUUCUCUGCUGAAGAGCGAUUGAUCGGUGACGCCGCAAAAAAUCAAGCCGCCAUGAACCCUCGUAACACGGUUUUCGAUGCUAAGCGGCUCAUUGGUCGUCGUUUCGAUGAUCCCGAUGUGAAGAAGGACAUCCUCCACUGGCCUUUUGAGGUUGUGGAGAAGGACGGAUCUCCUCUGAUCAAGGUCAACUACCUUGGCGAGGACAAAACUUUCAGCCCCCAGGAAAUCUCAUCCAUGGUCCUCACGAAGAUGAAAGAAAUCUCCGAGGCUAAGCUCGGCAAGACCGUGAAGAAGGCCGUCGUCACCGUCCCCGCAUACUUCAACGACUCUCAACGUCUCGCUACCAAGGAUGCUGGUGCUAUUGCUGGUUUGGAGGUCCUCCGUAUCAUCAACGAGCCCACGGCCGCCGCCAUUGCUUACGGUUUGGACCGUCAAAGCAAGACCGAGAAGAACGUCUUGAUUUUCGAUCUUGGCGGUGGAACUUUCGAUGUGUCUCUUCUCAACAUCAGCGGUGGCGUGUUUGCCGUCAAAGCUACCGCCGGUGACACUCACUUGGGUGGUGAAGAUUUCGAUAACACCCUCCUUGAGCACUUCAAGAAUGAGUUCAAAAGGAAAUCAAAGCUCGAUAUCUCAGAAGAUGCCCGUGCCCUUCGUCGUCUGAGGAGUGCUUGCGAGCGUGCCAAGAGGACUCUUUCCAGCGUCGCGCAAACUACCGUCGAAGUCGACUCCUUGUUCCAGGGUGAGGACUUCUCUGCCAACAUCACGCGGGCUCGUUUCGAGGAGAUCAACGCUGCGAUGUUCAAGUCCACUCUUGACCCCGUCGAGAAGGUCUUGAAGGAUGCCAAGAUGCCCCGUGAGAAGGUCGACGACAUCGUCCUUGUCGGUGGUUCCACGCGUAUCCCUAAAAUCCAGGCCCUCGUUUCGGAGUACUUCGGAGGCCGUCAGCUCAACAAGUCUAUCAACCCCGACGAAGCUGUUGCAUACGGCGCUGCCGUCCAAGCUGCUGUCUUGACUGGCCAGACAUCCGAACAAACCAAGGAUCUCCUACUUCUCGACGUCGCUCCUCUGUCGCUCGGUGUUGCCAUGCAGGGUGACGUCUUCGGUGUUGUCGUACCUCGCAACACCCCCAUUCCUACCAACAAGUCCCGGACAUUCACUACAGUCGAGGACAACCAAACCACUGUCACUUUCCCUGUUGUCCGUGACAACAGGUUGCUUGGAGAGUUCGAGCUUACUGGCAUUCCUCCUAUGCUGCGGGGUCAAGCCGAGCUGGUUACUACCUUCGAGGUCGAUGCCAACGGUCUCUUGAAGGUCUCUGCUCAGGAUCGUGCAUCUGGCCGCAAAGCCUCAAUCAGUAUCACGAACUCCGUCGGCCGUCUAUCCUCCGCUGAAAUCGACCAAAUGAUUAAAGACGCCGAGCAAUUCAAGAUGGCUGACAAAGAGUUCUCUGCUCGCCACGAAGCCAAGUCGGAUCUUGAAGCUUACAUUCAUCAAGUCGAAGGCACCAUCACCUCACCCGAAAUUGGCAUGAAGCUUAAGCGGGGUGCUAAGUCGCAGGUGGAAGCUGAAUUGGCUAGGGCGCUUGAGAAGUUAGAGAUUGAGGAUUCUACCGCCGAUGAGCUGAAGAAGGCGCAGCUCGGUAUUAAGCGGGCCUUGCAAAAAGCCACCGCCGGCAUCCGGUGAGCUCCCCAAAAAAUAGGCAGUUGUAUUGUGUUCUCGAUGUUUGCAUUUACAUAACUUUUUUUACUGAACUUCAUUGUCGCGUCGCAUGCUUGAUGAUGGUCUAUCGAUAUCAGUGUAAUUUGUAUAAAUAUCGCUGAGAAAUAGCUCAAUCUAGGUAUACAGUAGACAAAAAUAAUCAAGCGCACAGGAAGACUUAUGAGACAGCUUUAUUGA
Molecule: messenger RNA, 2031 nt
Organism: Desarmillaria tabescens
Lineage: Eukaryota; Fungi; Basidiomycota; Agaricomycetes; Agaricales; Physalacriaceae
Product: heat shock protein 70 family
Exons: 9
Coding region: 1-1818 (605 amino acids)
Cellular component (GO): nucleus; cytoplasm; plasma membrane
Molecular function (GO): ATP binding; ATP-dependent protein folding chaperone
Source: RefSeq, a predicted model, not a curated record